AUGGGCAAGAAGCGAGUUCUCGUUAGCUAUGGAGUUGAUAUUGACGCCGUCGCCGGCUGGCUGGGCUCUUAUGGUGGCGAAGACUCGACGAGUGACAUCAGCAGAGGGCUUUUCGCGGGCACGCAUGGGACACGUCGUCUCCUAAAACUGUUCGAUAAAUACAACAUCAAAGCAACUUGGUUCAUUCCAGGACACUCUCUCGAGACAUUUCCUGAAGAGUGUGCUAUGGUACGAGACGCAGGCCAUGAGAUCGGCUUGCACGGAUACUCGCACGAGAACCCGUCAGACAUGAGUUUUGAACAGCAGAGAGAUGUCCUCGACCAUACUUUCAAGCUGCUGACUGAUUUCUGUGGAAAGCCGCCUCGAGGAAGUGUUGCGCCGUGGUGGGAGGUGAGUGAAGCUGGUACGGAACUUCUCUUGAGCUACGGUAUCGAAUAUGAUCAUUCCAUGGGCCAUGAAGACUGUCAAAUGUACUGGCUGCGCACUGGGGAUACGUGGACCAAGAUUGAUUACAAGAAAACAGCCGCUGAGUGGAUGAAACCUCUGGUCAGGGGAAAAGAGACCGGCUUAGUGGAGAUCCCUGGAUCUUGGUACAUCGACGACUUACCACCUAUGAUGUUCAUGAAAAACUCCGCGAACAGCCACGGGUGGGUCAAUCCACGGGACAUCGAAGACAUCUGGAAGGAUCAUUUCGACUAUUAUUACCGCGAGUUUGACGACUUCAUUUUCCCCAUGACCAUUCAUCCCGAUGUCAGUGGCAGGCCCCACGUCUUGCUCAUGCAUGAAAGGAUCAUUGAGCAUAUCAAUAAACAUGAGGGAGUCGAGUGGGUUACUAUGGAACAAAUGUGCGAUGACUUCAAGAGCAAAAAUACUCCUCCAGCAGACGGUUUGAUGCCGGCGUCAAGAGAAGAAGUCCUCAAGAAGUAUUCGCCCAAGUAG
Messenger RNA from Exophiala bonariae, 939 nucleotides. RefSeq lists its product as uncharacterized. Lineage: Eukaryota; Fungi; Ascomycota; Eurotiomycetes; Chaetothyriales; Herpotrichiellaceae. The record is from RefSeq and is a predicted model, not a curated record. The transcript is spliced from 4 exons. The coding region runs from base 1 to 939 and encodes 312 amino acids. Gene Ontology annotation, biological process: carbohydrate metabolic process. Gene Ontology annotation, molecular function: hydrolase activity, acting on carbon-nitrogen (but not peptide) bonds.